Molecule: messenger RNA, 681 nt
Organism: Acanthosepion pharaonis
Lineage: Eukaryota; Metazoa; Mollusca; Cephalopoda; Sepiida; Sepiidae
Source: the annotation of a GenBank genome assembly
AUGUUGUACUCUCUCUCUCUCUCUCUCUCUCUCUCUCUCUCUCUCUCUCUCUCUCCUCGACACCCACAUCUCCAAAAUAUCUUCUUCUUCUUCUUCUUCUUCUUCUUCUUCUUCUUCUUCUUCUUCUUCUUCUCUCCCUUCACUUCCUCCACCCCUUCUUACCCACUUUUUUCCUCCUCCUACUCAUUCUUCUCCUCCUCCUGGAUUCUCUCUAAAUAUUGUCUACUUCCUUAUUUCCUUCUUAUUUCGCUCUCCAUUUCUCUCUCUUCAUCUCAUUCUCAUUUUCCCCCAAAUAGAUUUUUUUUAUUUGUUUCCUUCUCCCUCUAUUUUCAUUUAGCCUUCUUUCCUUUACCUCUUUCCUCUUUCUUCUUUUGUUUAUUAACCGCCAAACAAUGUGUUCCAACGACUAUCGACCAACCUUCCUCCCUCGAGAGUCAUUUUCCACCCUCGCUAAAUAUCAACACAUUUUUAUUAAAAGUGACAUCAUUCUUUUUUGCCCUUAUCUCUAUAUAUCACGCUUCUCUUUACAUUCUUUCUUACACUUCAUUUUUCUCAUCUCUUCCUUUCUCACUUUGCAUUUCAUUUUCUUUCUCUUUCAUUUUUCUUAAUAGAUUUCUGUUCAGCCUGUCUCUCUUCUCUGGUUCCGUUAACCUCCUUUUCUCCCUGCCUGCAGAAUGUUGA